CGCGUUCAUCUCACACAGCGCCAAGCGGCAGACCAGAGUGAGAUCUAUCUGCGAAUCUCCCCCGGCUGGAGUAGACCACACCAGACUCUGGAGCAGAAGUGCAGAUUAGAGCGAAAGGGAAAGAGUAGCUUACUAUUGAGGUUUAGCGCUGCCUGCGCUGUCGGAAGGCAUGCGCCCGGGACCGAGUGAAGGAUGUUGUUAAGCCGCUCGGAGGUGGUGGAGUGUGGGUAGUGCGCUCCUGAGGCUCGGGGACAAUAUCGCGUAAAAGCGGUCCUUCGGUACCCAACUAGUCCAUGUUUCUCCUCUUGUGGACUUUGCCGAUGAGUGUUUUUUGUCAACAUGUUAAGAGAGCGUUAUUUUAAUCGUUGAAAGACAACUGUUGGACAUAGUUUUGGUGACUGCAAACUACAACCAAGAUACAUUCUUGGAACGGUGCAGGUUGCCGGCGGAUUUUAUUUUGCGUCUCCAGAAUGGGAUCUUCUUCAGCAGACAUUCGAAACUGGCCGUUCUUAGACAAUUGAAUGUGAACUGGAAUAAUAUGCUUGAAGAGGAGAUAUCGCUACUAAAUCUUUUUUUUUGUUGAACAUUUUAUUUCAUAAAGUAGAAGGUUGUUUUUUUUGUUGUUGCAAGUUUUGAACGAAGAAAUGUGCGCAUAUAGAACUUGGAAUAUGAUAAUGAACCAGAGUCACUGGUAUUGAGAGUAAUUUCUAUUUUAUACAGUUUGUGACCUUAAGGAGAAAAUAAGGAGCAAGCUCGCCUGUGCAAAUAGCCUACACGGGAACGAACAAGGACACUACCUGCGUGCGUCUUCAGACGGCUUCUCCGCUCCCUUACGCUACAGUAAAGUUGGAAAAGGCGAAUAAAACCCGAAAUACAUAUUCGGUGAGUGUGUACACGUGAAGUUUUCACAACACAAUUCUCCAUUGAACCUAGGAAAAUAGUUAAUAUCUGUCUGAAAGCAUAUCGUCUCCUGGCGAUUUUUUUUUCUUCUUAAAUCAUUCGGAGACGGUUGGGAAAGCAGAGACACGCUCAGACGGCCGAUGUCAUGUGGGAUUGAUAGUAGAGGAGUAUGUUUGGGCAGGAUCAGUUUGGUUCUCAGAUUAAUAGCAGAAACCCUGGCCAGUCAGAAAGAAACAUAAACCAACCAAGACUGAACAUGAGCUCCCAUUAUAAAAGCCCCGGCUUUCAUUCCGGUGGCCCGACGGGAGCCGUGGAGCCGGGCAUGGGCCCGCUGAACGAGCCCCCGAUGCUGGGGCUCAACAUGAACAUGAACGGGGAGCAGUACGGUGGGUUUCACCCGCGGGGACACUCGGACAUGCAUGCGAGCGGCGGACUUCAACAACAGCCGCAACAGCAACAGGGACCCAUGCAUGGAUUUUUUAACAACCAACAACCUCAUCAAGGCCACCCUCACGGCCAUCAGCCUCACCCCCACCAACACCACCCUCACUUCGGCGGGGGCUUUGGAGGCCCUGACCCAGGCUCAUCCUGCCUGCAUGGCGGUAGGCUAAUGGGCUACAACAACAGUGGCAUGGGACCCCAGCAGGGAUUUGGAGAGGGCUUUGACCCCCUAUCUGAAGGCCAGGCAGGGGACGGCUUCUCCCAGCAGCAGCAGAGAUCUGGAAACAUGCCCGACUUCCAGCACCACGGCCCCCCUAGUGGCAACCAUGCAGUCCCUGCCCCCUGCCUCCCCCUGGACCAGUCGCCCAACCGGGCAGCAUCCUUUCACGGCCUGCCCUCCUCUUCCUCCUCCUCUUCCGAGUCCCACGGCUUGGAGCCUCGUCGGAUGCCCAACCAGGGAGCCGUGGAGGGUAUUGAGUAUAAUUUCCCCGGCGAGCCCCCGUCAGGACACUUUGACGUUCCUGUGUUCUCCCCCUCAGAAUCCGAUUCUCAGUUGCCCCAUUUCGGGGCAGGAAGGCAGGUGGCUGGCGGGAGUUUCCCCGGCAACCCUGCCAUGCCUCGGACCCCUGGGAUGCAGGGCAUCACCAAAGGGCACCAACAGCCUCCCUCUCAACCCCCGCAGCCCCCGCCCGCCCCCCAGCACGGGGUGUUUUUCGAGCGGUUCGGUAACGGCCGUAAGGUGCCUGUGGGGAUGGAGGGCCCGGGGGUAAACUCCAGACAUCCCCUCAUGCAGCAGCAACAACAGUCUGGAUUGAUAGCCCGGCAAAACUGCCCCCCUGGCCUCCCCCGGCCCCCUCAGCCAGAACCGGGUUCCUCCAAUCCUAACAUGCUGGAUGGUGGGGUCAUGAUGCCAGGCCAACACAACCAGUUUGAAUAUCCCAUUCACAGACUGGAGAAUAGGACCCUGCACCCCUACGGAGAGCCCAUGUUUAAUAUGCAACAGCCGGCGCCCCCUCCUCCCUCCCAGCAGCCCCCCAACCAGAGGCUCCAACACUUUGACUCUCCCUACAUGAACAUGGCUAAAAGGCCCAGGUUCGAGUUCCCCAAUGCGCACAGCGGAGAGGGCUGUGGAACGUGGGGCGGGGGCAUGCACACCCCUCAGGGCAUGGAGAACCACCUGUCCCCUUCCUCCUACCCGGGCCUUCCCGGGGAGUUCACCCCGCCCGUGUCCGACGGGUUCCCCCCGGGCCCACUCCAGCACGCCGGGCCAGAGCAGCAGUCUCUGCAGCAGCGCCAGAACGCCGCCAUGAUGAUCAAGCAGAUGGCGUCUCGGAACCAGCAGCAGAGGAUGCGACAGCCCAGCCUGCAGCAGCUGGGUCACCACGGCGACGUCCCCCAAGGUCCCAUGGUGCACGGGGGCCCGGUAGGGAGCAUGCCCCAGCCCGGCUUCGACCGGGAGAAUGGAGGACGGAUGCCCGGCUUCGAGGGGCACAUCCCCCACGUCACUCAGGAGAAUGCCUGGUUCCCCGGGUCCCACCCUCCGGGGGAGAUGAUGGCGCGGCGCAUGGGGGGAACCGGCGGCGAGGCCGGUGCCCACGACAUGGGUCUGCCGCAGAACGGAGCUGGCAUGAUGUUCAGACCGGGCAUCAACGGUAUGGGCAUGCAGGAGCCCAUGAGGAUACCGGGCGAAGGCCACGGACAGGCCCUCCACUCACCCGGCAUGCACUCUCAGUUUGGGGGAAACAUGGGCAACCUAUCCCAGAUGCAGUCUCCCGGAUCCGGGGUAGGGCACCCCAACGCCCCCCCUGACCGGAGACCGGCCGACUUCCCAGCACCGCCCAUGGGAGCGCAACCAACGUUUCCCUAUGGGGGGGGCAACCGUCAAGGGCCUCCACACAGCGCUCCUCAGGGUGUGAACACCUCACCAGGGAGCUACCCUCCGCAGUCUGAGUUCCCCCCUGGCCAGCGCUCCUCCGUCAGCAAGCUUGGGGCCCUCUCCCUGGGGAACUUCAGCAAAACCAGCACUAAAGACAAUGUUUUUGGGCAGAGCUGCCUGGCGGCUCUUUCCACGGCCUGCCAGAACAUGAUCGCUAGCCUGGGGGCCCCCAACCUCAACGUAACGUUCAACAAGAAGAACCAAAACGAGGGCAAGCGAAAACUGAGUCAAAACGAGCAGGACAUUAAUAGCAGCACAGCCAAUGGGACUGGCAGUGCUGUGGCGCCUGAGUAUUUUCAGAGCGGCACUUCCCAGAACAGCCAGAUGCCUGGCACCGGGAAUAGCAGCGUUAAGCCUGCAGGUCAAACCCAGACGUCGCAGGGGGAAGCCAGUGCCCUCUCCCCAAAUUACAACAUGGACGCUACCCCAUGCAGUGAGGGGAAAGCAACAACAGGGAGCGGGAGAGGGAGAGGGAGGAGGAAGAGGGAGAGUGGGCAUGUGAGCCCUGGGAUUUUUUUUUCCUCUGACAACGGCAACCCUGUUGUAAGUCCAGGCCAGCAGACACCAUCAGCUGGCGUUGGGGAGAGGGGUGGGGGGACGCCCCACGAGAAACCCCUCCCGUCCCCCUCAUGGGGAAAGGGAGGCGACCUGAUGCUGGGGGACCAGCCUGACCUCAUGUCCUCUCUGGACAGCGGUAUCCACAGCGUCACCAAAUCGGACGGGAGCUCACCACGCGUCGACUUCCCCGAUGACGUCAGCGCUCACUACAGCAACGAGGACGAGGUGUCCUCCAGCUCGGACGCCGGCGGAGGCCUGGCCUCCAAGCCCAGCCGCGGCGCGCUGGUGACCAGCUCUCCCAAGCUGCAGAGGGGGGAGCAUUGCCUGAUGAACGGACAGAAGCCCAUGGGCAUGGGCCUCACCAAUCACACUACCUCGACGCCAGAAGGCUACGGACUGAGCGGAGGUGGGGGCACCGGGGCCAACGGAGGGGGUCACCCAGGCACUCCCGGGAUGGAGCAGGUACGCACCCCAUCCAGCACCUCUGGCCAGGACGAGAUCCACCCUCUGGAGAUCCUGCAGGCCCAGAUCCAGCUGCAGCGCCAACAGUUCAGCAUCUCGGAGGACCAGCCUCUGGCCGUGAAGAACGGCGGCAAAAAAAACGGAGACUGUCCGUCCCAGAACGGAGACAAUGAGCUGGCGAGCUGCAGCCCAGACGCUGGGAAGAACUCAAUGGGCACUAUUGACCUUGACACACUGAUGGCGGAGCAGCACGCCACCUGGUACGUGCCCAGCGACAAGGCCAUGAUGGAUGGGGCCGAAGAUGACAAGGCCAUGGCACCCUGGGAAAGAACAAAGGGCCAGAGCAACGGCAAAGAAGUUCUGGCAGGAACGAGGACAGGAGAUGUGACCAAUUGCCUUGCAGCUCUCUCGCCACCAAUGUAGCGUUAAGCAGGUGAGACUCAAACCCGGGUGUUCUGUAGCACGCGGCCCAUCUGUACUCUGCAUCUGUCCAUGUAGGCCUUACAUUAACCUGGCGAGUGUUCAGUCUUCGCUUUCCACACAUCACUCCCGUCUUUGGGCUACAUCUCGCUGCUUGCACACAACGCUCGCUGUUGAGGCGCGAUCGAUAGCUAGUUAGCACAAAUCACUUCUCUUGACAGUUUCUCAUUUGAGUGCUGCACAUGAGAAGGGGCGGCGAAUUUGGGGGGAUUUUGAGACGGAAUCAGAAUGCCUACAUGGAAACCUAAUAAAUAGUGCACCACCAAGGAUAAAAGUCAGCUGAAUUUAAGAUCAACACAAAGAAGUAUAAUGACCAACUUUUAAUACAAAUCACAAUCAAUAAAUACAGACAACAUAGCUAAUUAUAUUAAUAUGCGUGUCUCAUACUAUAAUUAAUUUGAUCAUGUGACAGUUUCAUGUGUGUUUCCGACAGAUGUGCGGACGGUUCUGUUAGUUAAUCAACAUCUGGUGAGAUGUUAGGGCUUAGAGACACAAAUACAAGGAGCGAGAGUGGUUGAGUAAACCAGUUUUGUAGACUUGUGUUUUUAGGUAAAGUUGGGUUCAAUAGCCCGGUUUAGCAGGCAGUUGGUCAGGGGUGUGUGUGGAUGGGGGUGGGAGAGGAGAGAGGUGUAGUGGUGGACAUCUGUUCUUCAGCCUGUCAGUCAAACUGCUGGUCAGACAGGUCUUGAGUUAGGAGAAAAAGAAAAAAUCCUGUUUGCAAGCUUCUGCAAGCUUCCAUUAGUGUCCAGUAGCAUUCACAACGCUCUCCGCGACCAACUCUAUUUACGUCAAGAAUGCAAACACACCGGACGUAGUGAGAUGUCUCAGUCUGGUGGGUGAAGUGGUGCGUUUCCUGUGUUCCUGUUUAGCCUGUGUCCUUGCUAGCCAUGCUGUAAAAGGCUCCUUAGGGCCUGUUUCAAGGAAUAUUCUCCAGUAAUGGCCCCCGCUGGACCCACACUUGGCCCAGUCUGUGUGUGUGUUAGCGUGUGUGUGUGUUAGCGUGUGUGUUUGUGUUAGCGUGUGUGUGUGUUUAGCAUGUGGCUAAAACUCUUCACCAAGGUCCAGUAAAGUGUGUUGUGGAUGAGGGGUCUGGAUACAGAGAGGCCUUCACCACCCCCACACAGACACGGCGCUUGCCUUGUCGUCUAGAACAAACUGGCGUAAUUCACGAGCAACUCAGCACGUGGGUAAACAAAACCCGUCCAUAUAUUUGUGACGAUUUUCUUU
Molecule: messenger RNA, 6004 nt
Organism: Hypomesus transpacificus
Lineage: Eukaryota; Metazoa; Chordata; Actinopteri; Osmeriformes; Osmeridae
Product: transcriptional activator MN1-like
Exons: 2
Coding region: 1070-4720 (1216 amino acids)
Biological process (GO): regulation of DNA-templated transcription
Source: RefSeq, a predicted model, not a curated record